Molecule: messenger RNA, 937 nt
Organism: Trichoderma reesei QM6a
Lineage: Eukaryota; Fungi; Ascomycota; Sordariomycetes; Hypocreales; Hypocreaceae
Exons: 1
Source: RefSeq, a predicted model, not a curated record
AUGCCCAGCAACAAGCCCAAACGCCCACAGUCCACAUACCCAGAUGAUACCCAUGCCUCCUCUCCGUCCACUUCAUCUUCACUCUCAUCCUGGGUCGAAGUAGAGUCCAAUCCAGAAUCAGCCCUAUCCCUAGAAACGGCCUCCAUCUCCUCCAUCCCCAGUGACACCUCCUCCUCCUCCUCCUCCUCCUCAUCUUCCGGCUGGAUUACCGACGACGACGACGAGCCCCUAGAGACAAACCCCGUACAUGAUUACUUCACCAACGCCCUCUCCCAACAAGCCCUCACCUCCCAACUCCAAUCUCUCUCCACAUCUUCCUCCUCAUCCUCCCCCUCAACCCCAACUCCUCCCCCCUCCCCAUCAACAGCAGCCCAGCCAUACGACACAUACACCCCCCUAACCACAACCACCUCCCUCCUCCAGCCACCUCACCAAACCCCCCACGAAAUCUCCCGAAAACGCACCCAAUUCUUCCUCCGCCUCCGCGCCUUCUACCAAGGCCUCCUCCCCGACGACCCCUUCCACGAAUUCCUCGCCAUAUCAACAUCCCGCUUCGGCGCCAUCCUGCCCCCAGACAUAUAUCUCGCAUCAGGCCCCCCCUUCCCGCCCACGUCCACCCGCGGCACCAUCCGCCUGCAAUUCAUCCGCGCAACUCUCAGCAUGCCUCUCUCCGCACCAUUGUCCCAGGUCGAAGGCUUCAUCGGCAGGAACCCCUCCGUCGUGAGCCAUCUGUGCUUCAACAUCCAGCCGUUCUCCAAUGUAGUUUUCAAGCCGCAGACUCAUCAUGGUCACCAGAUCUAUGUGUCGGGACGGGAUGCGCUGGAGUGUAACGCGCGGUUGUUGAGGGCGUUGAAGGAGAUUGCCUGGGAGGAUGAGAGCGCGGACUGGGUUGUGGGCCUUGCGAGGACGGAGGAUGCGAGGAGGCUUUCUGCGUUGU